GGUGGGGUGGGGUGGGGGGGAGAAAGACCUACGACGCUCUGCUGUGUCGGGGCGCAGGGCGGGCAGGUGACGCCCACGCGCGCUCUGGCACCCCGCGAUGGCUCAGAGGCCGGACGAGCCGAGCGGGGGUGCGCCCGCGGGGGGCGCAGACAAGGCGGACGCGGAGGUGAAGCUCAUCCUCUACCACUGGACGCAUUCCUUCAGCUCGCAGAAGGUGCGCUUGGUAAUUGCUGAAAAGGCAUUGAAGUGCGAGGAACAUGAUGUAAGUCUGCCCCUGAGUGAGCACAAUGAGCCUUGGUUUAUGCGUUUGAACUCAACUGGAGAAGUGCCUGUCCUUAUCCACGGUGAAAACAUUAUUUGUGAGGCCACUCAGAUCAUUGAUUAUCUUGAACAGACUUUCCUGGAUGAAAAAACACCCAGACUAAUGCCUGAUAAGGAAAGUAUGUAUUACCCACGGGUCCAGCAUUAUCGAGAGUUGCUGGACUCUUUGCCGAUGGAUGCCUAUACACAUGGCUGCAUUUUACAUCCUGAGCUAACUGUGGACUCCAUGAUCCCAGCUUACGCAACAACGAGGAUUCGCAGCCAAAUUGGUAAUACUGAGUCUGAACUCAAGAAGCUCGCUGAAGAAAACCCAGAUUUACAAGAGGCCUACAUUGCCAAGCAGAAGCGUCUUAAAUCAAAGCUGCUUGACCAUGACAAUGUAAAAUACUUGAAGAAAAUUCUUGAUGAGUUGGAGAAGGUUUUGGAUCAAGUUGAAACUGAGUUACAAAGGAGAAAUGAAGAAACCCCAGAAGAGGGCCGUCAGCCUUGGCUCUGCGGAGAGUCCUUCACCCUGGCAGAUGUCUCGCUUGCUGUCACCUUGCAUCGCCUGAAGUUCCUGGGCUUUGCGAGGAGAAACUGGGGAAAUGGAAAGCGACCGAACUUGGAAACCUAUUAUGAGCGUGUCUUGAAGAGAAAAACAUUUAACAAGGUUUUAGGACAUGUCAACAACAUAUUAAUCUCUGCAGUGCUGCCAACUGCAUUCCGGGUGGCCAAGAAAAGGGCCCCGAAAGUUCUUGGCACCACCUUUGUGGUUGGUUUGCUUGCAGGAAUGGGAUAUUUUGCUUUUAUGCUUUUCAGAAAGAGACUUGGCAACAUGCUAUUAGCGUUUAGACCUAGACCAAAUUAUUUCUAGGCUUUUACAGACCGAGUGGUGGAAGUUCAUCCAACCAUUCUGCUCUAUUCCUUGUCUGCUCUUCCAGGCCCAGUGGGCAGCUAUUAAAAACAUGAAAAAAAAAUACAACAUAUCUAAUUUACUUUACUCUUUGGGUUGCUUAUGUGGGGAAGAGAGGCAAUGAAGAGUUUUUUGUGAGCUGGUGACUUAUUUGCAAGCCUGAACGAAUCCAUUCUUAAACCAUGGUUCUGUCUAGGCUGACGGGGGUCAGAGCAGUUUUAACUCUACAUGCGAGCUCCAGGCCUGACUGAUUUAGGGGUAAAGGCUAUUAGUAUGAGCAGACCUGGGUAGCCAACUAUUAUGGCUUAGGUUUCUUCAUUUGAGGCUAUCUUGAUGUGCUGUGUUGAACAGUGAUCAGUCUUCCCGCCUGGAAUUUAGACAGCAGCUUUUUUACAUGCCACAGGGAUUUUGAUAGCAGCAGGAAGUGGCAGUGCCUCCUGUUCUUAGGCAGACAUAAGGGACGCAAAGGAAGAGGGAGCAGAGAAAAGGGAGAAUGAAGUCUGUCUGUCCUGUAUUCUGAAGAGCAGUAGAACAAUACAGCCUCUAGCCACCUCCAGUGCCACUAUGGCUUCCUGUCCUCUAGUAAACAUAUUACACUCCUGUGUCCCCUAUUCACACACCCAUCUGCAUGGAGUCAAGAUCUCCAGGGGCAGAGGACUAGGGCAUCAUUGGUCAGGGGUUAAGCUUGAGAGAACAACAAAUUUUGCAUUUACAGCACCUCAUUUGACCUUAGUGUUUACUUCUUGCUUAGGAAUUGCCCUCAUUGUUCCCAGUAAGAGUAACUUUAUAUAUGGUGGAUGUGAACCGUGUCUGUCUGGCAUUUACAUGAAUCUCCUCAGUGAUAUGAAAAUGGUUCCUUUCUUUUUCUUGUGGUCCCCCAAUUUAAUGGUGCCUGUGAGAUGCCACUCCUGUGAAUAAUCACGUCCGACCUUGGCCUGUAAAGCCCUGUUCAUGGUCACAAGUAUCAUUUAGACAAAUGUCCCAGCUAAUCACUAGCUUGACAAAUGGCUGGGUAGCGAGUAUUUGAAUCAGCUGGGUUUGUUAAAUAUGUUCAUUUGAGGAGGCUGUGUUUUAACAUACUCUUAUCCGGGCUGACAUCUAGCUCUGAUCACCCACAAAGCCUUAAAAGGUUACAGAGAAAGAGGAAUUGAUCCUCAAUUUAGAAGAGAAGAAUAUGUAGUUAUUUAGUGAUGUUGAAUGAUGUCAUGCAUAUGGAGGCAUUGGAGGAUUGCUGCAAGUCCGUCCAGAAGAAACCGUUUCAGGUGUGUCCAUAAAAGGUAGAUUUGCUCGGAGGUUUGUGUGCAGGACAAAGCUUUCAUAACAGUACAAAGACAUGUCCUUUGAAGGGCAGUGAGAGCAGUUUCAGCUCACUGGGAAAAGAGAGAGAGAGAGAGAGAGAGAGAGAGAGAGAGAGAGAGAGAGAGAGAGAGAGAGAGAGAGAGAGAGAGAGAGAGAGAGAGAGAGGAUUUCUAGCAAAAAAAUCUUGCUUUGGGCUGACUCAGAUUAUGCAGAAUAGCAAGGAUGUGCAGAUGUCUUCAUUAAUAGGUAACAGUCAUACCUAAAAAACAACUUUUUGAUGGUAAUAUGAUUCAUUUCGUGAUCUGUGUGUUUUAGAAAAUCUACACAAACUAGUUAUUUCCUGUUUACAAGCAUUUAAACCAUCUCCAGAGUAAAAUUAGUGGGACCAUCAUUGACAGACUGGCAGCUUAAAGAAUCUUAUUUUUGCAUUUUGGUGUAAUGUUGUAAAGUCUGAAUUUGGUGUGGGGCAUUCUAAUCCAUGUGUUCAUAAAGUAUUUCAGAACACUGAUUAAUAGUACUUUAUUUGAAGCAGAAUUAGACAUGAAGGAUUCAGUUUGGGUUUAAAAAAGUCACAAAAAAAAGAAAAAAUCUACAAGGAAUAUUUAUCUUUAAAAGGUUUGUUGACUAAAAAUAAAGAAUCAAAGUUCAGUGUUGUUUUAUUCCUAAAUUUCUACUAUUACUGAAUCAGGAAAAAAUUCUAGAAUGUAUUUAUAGUUUUAUGAGAUUCAUUGAAGAUAUGCUUUUGUCAACAGUAGAAUAUAUCAUGACAAUUUCACUUGUUUCAUGAAUGUUCUUGUAUUUAUAUUUGUUUAAUAUUUGUUUGGAGUUGUAAUAGCCACUAGAUGCCGCUGUUGAUCCAGUAGUAUCACAUUGAGCAUUCUUACCAAGACUUGUGAACUAGUUCAAGUAAAGAUAACCAUUAAUGACCUUUGUUUUAGAAAACAGCAUCUUCGUCAGAUUAUUGAUCUGUAAAAUAGCUUGAAGCACAUGUAAUAUUGAUUUCUGAUGCUUUGGAAGGACUAACAGUACCACACAAUGUCAAGUAAAAGUGCUGAAUGUAUACUAUUCCUAGUAAAUAGGCACUAAUUUGUUUUCUUUUUUUCAUGAUCAUUGAUGACUGGCUAAUGUGCUUUGCAGUUUCCAAAAUUCAUUUUAAUAUCACAGAACAAUGUCUGAGGUACUAAAGUUGUAUUGACUAUUAUGCCUUAUUAUGUAUGUACUAUUUUGUUACUGCAAUUCCAUUUUUCCUUAAUUGCCGACAGUUGUAAAUUGCUUGCUUUUUUAGUAACUAUUGAUAUUAUACCAGUCUUUGUUAAUUUUUUUGUGUGUUUAAUGUAAUAGACAAAGAUAGCAUUUUGCCUGUAUGAUCAAUAAACUUAAUUGGGGAAGGAAAAAAA
Sorex araneus (European shrew) is the source of this 3909-nucleotide messenger RNA. RefSeq names its product ganglioside induced differentiation associated protein 1 (gene GDAP1). NCBI's taxonomy places the organism in Eukaryota, Metazoa, Chordata, Mammalia, Eulipotyphla, Soricidae. Gene Ontology annotation, cellular component: mitochondrial outer membrane. The record is from RefSeq and is a predicted model, not a curated record. The transcript is spliced from 6 exons. The coding region runs from base 98 to 1174 and encodes 358 amino acids. Gene Ontology annotation, biological process: mitochondrial fission; mitochondrial fusion.